This is a messenger RNA of Nanorana parkeri, 1638 nucleotides long. RefSeq lists its product as uncharacterized. The record is from RefSeq and is a predicted model, not a curated record. Gene Ontology annotation, cellular component: nucleus. The transcript is spliced from 5 exons. Bases 1 to 1638 code for a protein of 545 amino acids. NCBI's taxonomy places the organism in Eukaryota, Metazoa, Chordata, Amphibia, Anura, Dicroglossidae.
AUGACUGCCCUCAUCUCCCUCUGCCACCCCGCGGGAGACCGACUGACCGGAGCUUCGGAGAACUCGGCCAAUACAGAGUCUGAAGCCGCCACCUCGGAGUCCUCCUCUUCCUCCUCCCCCUCCUCUUCCCAGGCUGCCUCCACCUGCACCUCGGAGUCCCCAAACUUGGAGCUCAAGGUGGUCCUGAAAGAGGAGCCUGAACCAGAACCCGAGGAGAACCCAUCUAUGCCGGGUACCGCGGCGACCGCAGUAACACUAGUGACCACAGCAGUGCCAGGUUCCACCGCCCCGACCUCCACCCUCACCGCGCUCCAAGUGAAGGACGCUCUGGUGCUGCAGUCCCUGGGGCCGAGCCCAUUCACCGGCAGGAAACGGAAGGCCAACUUCUCCAACGAGGAGACGGAGACUCUGGUGACGUACGUGGUGAAACAUUUCAGCGCCCUGUACGGCUCCGAGGCGCUGCGCACCGAGUCCACCCGCAGGAACCAGAGGAGGAGCCAGCUGUGGAGCCAGAUCCAGAAGCACGUCAACGAGCUGGGCUACACCCCCCGCAGCAUCGACGACCUCAAACACAAGUGGCGAGACCUCCGCCUGGAGGUGAAGAGGAAGAUCACCCAUCGCAAAACCGCCAACAAGGCGUCCCCAGCUCCCGGGGUCACCCCCAUCAUAGACACUAAGCUCACCCCAUUGGAGGAACAGGUGGCAUCUACCAUCGGACAUCACUGCUCGCUGGACGGAGAACAAGAGGGCCUCUACAUCGAGCCCGGCGUCCCCCGACAGUCCAUCUUCUUCAACUGCAGAGGCUCCCCGGGCGCCCCCAUGCCUGAACUGGGCACAGCGAGCCCCCGACCAGAGCUUUCCCUGAUGUCAUCGUUGGUCAGCACCUCCCCCGCGCAGCUGUCCUUUGUGCUGUCAGAAGACGGAGACAACGAAGAGCAAGACAUGGACGUCACCCCGGCGGGGACACCAGGACUCGGAGCGUCGGUUGGCCCGGUGGUCACCCCUGCGGUCACAAUCAAACCUUUCACGGAGUUGGGGACCCUGGUGACCACGCCGAACAUCCUGCCGGCCCAGCAGACCCUCGUGGCCGUCGCGCCGCAGAUCCUCACUGUGAAGCAGGAAGUGUUAACGCAGCCCGCCCGCUGCGAGUCCCAGAGCUCCAUAGUCUCCUCCCCCGAGGGAUCCGUCUCCAACGUGACCGCCCCCGCGCAAUGGAACGGGGACAGCGCGGCGGCCGCCGGCGGCGACACCGAAAUGCAGAAGCUGAAAGUAGAAGACGACGACGCCGACAGCCAGGGCGCCGGGAGGAACUCUCCCCUGCCGGAGAGCCAGGACGAGUGGGAGGGGCAAUCGGCGUCCCCGCCCCCCAGUGACAACGCGGCGGAGGACUCCAUGCCUUCCACCUCCUCCCAGGACGGAGACCCGCCCUCCGGCCCCGACCUCCCCGCCAACGCGGACUUCUCCUGCGAGGCCGGCGCCGGCAAAGACGAGGUGAAGGCCAAGAUGCAGCGGCUGUUGGAGCUGGAGGAGCGCUGGGACCGCAUGAAAUCCAGGAGGUCGUUGGUAGUAAAAUCUCGGGAUGCACCGAUACCGGAAGUCCCAUUUAAGGAAGCUGGCCGCAGUGUGAUUGGUCGGUGA